AUGUUUUUAGUACUCUUUGAAGUUCAUCCGUCAGCAGCUGAAAAGUCUCACUAUCUUGACAUUGGCAAAACACUUAGGCCGGAACUGGUCAAAAUUGACGGCUUCAUCGAUAACAUUCGGUACGGCUCUUUGACCCAGCCUGGCUGGGUUCUAUCGCUCUCGACUUGGAGAGAUGAGAAGUCGCUAGUUAGGUGGCGAAUCAAGGGUCUACAUCAUGACGCCCAAGAGAAGGGUAGAAAUGAAGUCUUCUUAGACUAUCGACUAAGAAUCUGCGAGGUUACGGCAGAUACACACGUACCAAACAGACACAAGGUCCAAGAGCAGCGGCUGGACAUUACGCGCGCAGGCGACGCAGAGGCAACUGUACUUAUCAGUAUGGACAAGACGGGAUUAGAAAACCCCACGAAGGAAGAGGCCCUGGAACGUCUUCAUUUGGAGUUGGGCAAUGUGAAAGGCCUCGUGUCUUGGGAUGCGUUCAAUGCUGUUUUAGAUCCUGGUGAUGUUAUCGCCUAUCUGUCAUUCACAACUGCCGAUGCUGCAGUCGAUUUUCUCGAAACGCGGGAGGGCCAGAAGGAUAUCAGACACCGGGGAGCAAGAGUUAUUCGAGACUACGGAAUGUAUAGACGCGACGAAGCUCCGCAGUACUAUCCGGAGGUAGAACGAAGAGAAUAA
Molecule: messenger RNA, 672 nt
Organism: Trichoderma gamsii
Lineage: Eukaryota; Fungi; Ascomycota; Sordariomycetes; Hypocreales; Hypocreaceae
Product: antibiotic biosynthesis monooxygenase
Exons: 1
Coding region: 1-672 (223 amino acids)
Source: RefSeq, a predicted model, not a curated record